AUGAUGGUAGCCCCGCUGCGAAUUCUGAGGAACGGGUGGAACGGAAAGUUGCUCCUCCGGGGUGGCAGCAUCAUCGGAAGCAGUGGGAACGAAAAGGGGUGUGGGGCCCUCCCGUGGAAUUUCACCAAGAGGAACAUAAAUAUAUCGAGGAGAUGGUUGAACCAAGACCCCUACACCGUGUUGGGAUUAUCCAGAAACGCCACCACGAAUGAAAUUAAGAAGCAGUUUCGUUUGCUUGCCAAGAAAUAUCAUCCAGAUAUAAAUCCCUCCCCAGAUGCAAAGCAGAAAAUGGCCUCCAUAACUGCUGCAUAUGAACUUCUGUCCGAUCCGAAGAAGAAGGAAUUUUACGACAAAACAGGAAUGACAGAUGAUAUGAAUUACGAUGGACAUGGUUCUUCGGGAUCCGCCUCUAAUUUUGAAGGAGCCUUUUCCGGUUUUGGAGAUGCGUCAUUCAUGUUCACUGAUUUUGCCGAAAUGUUUAGCAACAUGGCUGGAUCCAAAACCACGUCCACGAGGGGAGAAGAUAUUCAAACAGAAAUUACUCUGAAAUUUAUGGAAGCAAUAAAAGGGUGCGAAAAAAAUAUCCGUUUGAAUGUUAAAGUGUCUUGUAAUAAUUGUAAUGGAUCUGGAAAAAAGCCAGGGACUAACUUAACCAUUUGUAAAGUGUGUAACGGAUCGGGGAUCCAAAGAAUUGAGAGGGGGCCAAUUAUUAUUGGAGUUCCAUGUAGAAAUUGCUCAGGCAAUGGACAAAUUAUUAACAACCCUUGUAAGCAAUGCUCUGGAAGCGGAGUGAAAUUUCAAACCAAGAAUAUUACCCUAGAUAUACCUCCUGGAAUUAAAAAAGGAAUGCAAAUGAGGAUACCAAAUCAGGGACACUCAGGUUAUAGAGGUGGGAAAAAUGGCCAUUUGUUUGUUACUAUAAAUAUUGAACCUCAUAAGAUCUUCAAAUGGGUUGAUGACAAUAUACAUGUGGAGGUUCCCUUAACCAUGAAGCAGUGUCUACUGGGUGGAGUCAUUAAAGUUCCUACGCUUAAUGGAGAUAUGGAUUUACUCAUCAGACCCAAAACGUAUCCUAAUUCGGAGAGAGUACUUAAGGGGAAGGGUCCUUGCAAGGUUGACUCGCAUACCAAUGGGGACUUGAUAGUAAAAUUUAGUUUGAAGAUUCCAGACAAGCUGACCCCCAGGCAGGUUGAGUUGAUUGAGGAGUUCAAUCGAAUUGAACUUAACCAGGGAAGGGACGACACGGAUGAGAAGUUCAACGUGGGUAACAGCGGUAGUGGUGGUGGCAAUGUCGGAGAUAACGGUGCGGGUGUUCGCACCUCCCGUGAAGCAGGGGCUGCCAAAGGAGCGGAGAAUCACGUGCCGGAACCCCCACCCAUCUCGCAAAAAAAAAAGAACAACGUAAACAACUGGGAGGGAAAAAAUGACUCCAACGUACCUAUUCCACCUCCCCCUCCGAAGUCCACAAGGCAAGGUGGAGAGGCCCAUCGUGGAGAAGCACACAGAGAGAUGAAAAAAGACACACGACUGCACAAUAACAUGAAUACAACACACUCCAAUGGGGAAGGAAAUGCAAAACAUACGAGCAGCUUCGAUCAGUUCAACAUGUCCAGUAACAAUAUGAGCACGAACAAGACAGGUAACUCGUCCUAUAAGAUGGACGACACAAUGAAUAAGGCCAACUCCUCCGGUGUAGGUGUCUCCCCCGAUAACACAAUCAAUGGUAGUAACCAGUCGGCCGAUUCGUACCAACCGGCAGGGACGGAAACGAGAGGGGGAAAUUCCUCCUCCACCUUUUCCUAUGCCAAGAAAUGGAUAUCAGACAAAUUGAGGCCCAAAACUUAG
Messenger RNA from Plasmodium knowlesi strain H, 1845 nucleotides. Its product is annotated as chaperone protein DnaJ, putative. Gene Ontology annotation, cellular component: cytoplasm. NCBI's taxonomy places the organism in Eukaryota, Apicomplexa, Aconoidasida, Haemosporida, Plasmodiidae. Gene Ontology annotation, biological process: protein refolding; response to heat. Gene Ontology annotation, molecular function: heat shock protein binding; ATP binding. The transcript has a single exon. The coding region runs from base 1 to 1845 and encodes 614 amino acids. The record is from RefSeq and is a predicted model, not a curated record.